CAUAGGGCCCACUACUGUACGGCCCUACCCAGCCCAAGUCGGGUUUCCCCUAUCCGGCACCCCUAUCCAGUCUUCUCGUCGGCCGCACGCAUCCACCCCACGACCGCCGCCGUCCUUGCGCCCGUCUCGUCCGGUCCGUCCAACCUCGAGGCCACCCGCCGGCGGCCGAGCGUCCAUGACGGAGGAACGCAUUUCCAGGGCCUCCGACGAGCCCACAACCGCGACCAAGCAGAGGAAGAAGAGGAAGUGGGAUCAGCCCGCAGAGGACUUGGUCGCCGCGGCUGCUGCUGCUGCUGCGGCGGCGGGUUUGCCCGUGUUGAACGUCGGAGCUCUGUCCGGCGUUCAAUACCCUGGCACUACUGCAUAUCCUGCGGCCCCAUAUGUUUUGCCACCGCAGCUCGCGCCAUCUGUGCUUCAGAGUGCUGCUGCUGCGAUUCAGAAAUUAAGUCAGGUAAAACUACCGGAUGAGCUUAUAGCACGAGAAGUUGUUAUAAAUGACGCUGAUCCAUCUGUGCGAUAUAAGCUCACGAAGCGGCAAACACAGGACGAGAUUCAACAAUGCACAUGCACUGUCAUCAUUACAAGGGGAAAAUACCAUCCUCCUAAUGGACAGCCUGAUGGUGAGAAGCCACUCUAUCUACAUAUCUCUGCAGGAUCUCAGCUAAAAGAUACCGCUGAGCGCAUUAAAGCAGUUGAUCUUGCAGCGUCAAUGAUCGAGGACAUCUUGAAACAUGGCCAAAUGCCAGAAGCCACAUCAGCCAAUUUCCCUUCUAUCCAGAGCAGCAGACAGGCUGUUCCUUUUAGCGCCUCAAUCUUUUUGGGUUUUGACGCAGAUCCAUCAUUGAAUGUUGCAGCUCGCAUCCGUGGACCAAAUGAUCAGUACAUAAAUCACAUUAUGAAUGAAACAGGGGUCACUGUUGUACUAAGAGGAAAAGAUUCAGGGAAUCUUGGCAACUGUCACGCUGAAGCAUCACAGCAACCUCUGCACAUGCACCUAUCAGGUGUGCAUUUGAAGAGCCUAGAAGCUGCAAAGGUUUUAGCAGAAAACCUUCUAGAUACAAUAGCAGCGGAACUUGGUGCUUCCAGAAUUUCUUCUUCAAAAGUAUAUGGUGCUGUUCCACCUCCUCAGCAACUGUUGACUGGUGUGCACACCUCGGGAACAUCUGACAUAUGUGUGUCAACUGGAGCAUCACAUUCCUUUGCCCCUACUGGAGUUACUUCUCCCAUAGCCGCCCCUUCAGUGACACUUCAAUCUGGGGCGCCAACUUAUUCUGGGAUUCUCCCACCCAGUAACCUGAUCUAUCCUAGUCAAGCAGCAAAUCGUGGGGCUUUUUACAAUGGCUAUGGAGACAUCUAUCCCCAGGCAACUCCAUUGCAGCAGGUGGCAUUAACACUCAAGCAUGCUUCAUCUUCGACAACGCAGGUUAUUCCAGUGGCAUCCACAUCAGCAAGCAUGGCAACAAGUGUGAACACCAGUGCAAAGUUGGAGGCAGAUAAACGCUCACAGAGGAGGAAAUUCCAGGAACUGCCAACAGCAGACCUUCAGGUAUUUUCUCUGACCAUGUCUGAAGCUCGCAGGGUGGUAAUAGAUCUAUGUGUUCUUUUUUCCUACAGGGUUUAUUCCAAGUUGGAGUUUGCAAUCGUGAUGGUGUUUUGCUGAUAAGAUAUGCAGGGUUAUUCUGCUUGUGAAUUGGAUGAUUGCUUCUAUUUUCUUGUUGCUAAUGCAAAGUACCAUUGUUUUCAACCUGUUGCUGCCAGCAUGUAGACUUCAUUAAAUGGCAAUUAACAUUGCUACCAUACGCUUCAACAAAUGACUAUUAACAUCGCUAGCAUACAUAUGGCAUUCUCGGCUGAUAUAGUUUUCUUAAUAGGUAUUGGUAUUAAUCUGGUUAAGCCCCACUUUAUUCCUCUGAGAAAAUGCCUACAGUUCUGCAUUUAGAAAACUUGCUCGCUUAGUCACACUCACCUAUACCAAAAAAGGCUUUCGCCCCGCUUUAUAAAUGUGCAAAAUUAUUUUACUAUUUUGUUUAGAACAAAAUGGCUAUAUUAGACACUUAUAGGGAAUAUUUCUUUAUUUCUUAGUUGUACAAACAUUGCCGUCCCCAACUUGCUAAGUCGGCAUGAUUAAUGGUUUUCCAUAUGUUAUGUUUACUUGUACUGUAAUUCGAUAUAAUUCAUGUAUUUAUGCACUGGUGGUGCUGUUUAUGGACAGUAGUUGCCGAUUUCUUCCUUCUUUUGCAUUUUACCAUUAAUAUGCUUUAAUUUAAUUCAAUGCAAAGGAAUUUGAUGGGAAAGUGUUUUUGUUUCAUGUUUCCAGAACUCACAACAGGGGUCCAAAUUUGUUAAGACAGGUUUAGAUGAUCUAGGUAAAAUGAACAGUUCAUCGGUUGCAGCUACAAUGAAAGUUCAGCCUGGAUCAAGUAGGAUACUUCCACAAGAUCCACAUCCAUCUCAUCCAUCUGUAUACACUAGCAUGCCGCCGCCACCACCACCACCCAAGAACAUGUCACUGCCAUAUCUCAAUAGCAUGCCACCCCCACCGCCCAGGAGCAUGCCUCCGCCACCACCUAAGUUCCCUUCAAA
Messenger RNA from Triticum aestivum (bread wheat), 2583 nucleotides. Its product is annotated as protein RIK. NCBI's taxonomy places the organism in Eukaryota, Viridiplantae, Streptophyta, Magnoliopsida, Poales, Poaceae. Gene Ontology annotation, cellular component: nucleus. The transcript is spliced from 11 exons. Gene Ontology annotation, molecular function: RNA binding. The record is from RefSeq and is a predicted model, not a curated record. The coding region runs from base 176 to 1660 and encodes 494 amino acids.